Molecule: messenger RNA, 447 nt
Organism: Eremothecium cymbalariae DBVPG#7215
Lineage: Eukaryota; Fungi; Ascomycota; Saccharomycetes; Saccharomycetales; Saccharomycetaceae
Gene: APC11
Product: anaphase promoting complex subunit 11
Exons: 1
Coding region: 1-447 (148 amino acids)
Biological process (GO): anaphase-promoting complex-dependent catabolic process; protein ubiquitination; positive regulation of mitotic metaphase/anaphase transition
Cellular component (GO): nucleus; anaphase-promoting complex
Molecular function (GO): cullin family protein binding; ubiquitin protein ligase activity; zinc ion binding
Source: RefSeq, a predicted model, not a curated record
AUGCAGCUUCAGAUAAAGAACGUACAAUGUGUGGCAUCGUGGUACUGGGAUGUGCCCAAGGAGUUAAAACGUGAUCUCCAUGAGGGCGAAGAUGAAGAUGAUGAAGAUGUUUGUGGUAUUUGCCGUGCAAGCUACAAUGGUACAUGUCCCAACUGUAAAUUACCAGGAGAAACGUGUCCACUUAUAGUGGGUUCGUGUCAUCACAAUUUUCAUGUCCAUUGUAUAUACCAGUGGCUAAAUACCUCCACUUCAAAAGGGCUCUGCCCUAUGUGCAGACAGGCGUUUUCUUUAAGAGAUGGUAUACGGAUUAAUGAGCCUCAUAAGGAGAAAUUUGAGAAGGUUCUAAUGAAGGCAAGACAACAAAACGUUGUCAGUGUUUCAGGUGUGAACGCUGCUGGCGGUGUAGAUCAAGAAGAUGUAAUGAUAGAUCAGGAAUUUAUUAGGUGA